AUGAGAGUCACUACCCCCCUGGGCGUUGCGUCAUCGCUUGUCGUUCAAGUUGCUUCGGCAGCUGGCUCGAACCCUUUUACCGAUGACUUCUCGAAAGUCGUGAAUGAGACACUUGAACGAUGGAAAGUGCCAGGUAUUGCCAUCGCUUUUGUGGACGGGAAUGAGACGUGGGCAGAGGGUUAUGGAUACGCAACGUACCCAACUACACCGGCCACGAACUCUACCCUUUUCUUCGGCGGGAGCACAAGCAAAGCCUUCACGGCCGCUGCGCUUUCUCUUCUGAUAGAUUCGGGGAAGUACGGUUCUCUCGGCUGGACGACGCCCAUCUCGGAACUCAUACGCGAUGAUUUUGUCCUGGAAGACUCCUGGAUAACCCAACACGCAACUCUGGAAGACGCUCUUUCUCAUAGAACUGGGCUGGGCGACCACACUAUGGCCGCGUCCAAGCAUUAUGAGGGACGCCCCGGCACCCUUCGCGACAUCGUCCGCUCUUUGCGGUACCUGCCAUUGGCCGCGGAGCCGAGGACUAAAUUCCUGUAUUGCAACCUCAUGUACAUGACCCUUUCGUAUGUCGUCGAGACGUUGACUUCGCAACGGCUUGGCGAUGUUUUCAAAGAUUGGAUUUGGGAACCUCUGGGCAUGACCAGCACAUACUUGUCAGUCAAAGAUGCCGAGCAGUCCGACAAGGAUCUCGCACACGGCUAUUACUACGACGAGAAGACGAAAACCUACAAAGACGUACCUUGGCCGGACGUGGAAUUGGUCAGUGGAGCGGGUGGCAUCAUCUCCAACGUCCUCGACUACUCUCGCUGGAUCCAAAGCCUCAUCGGCGAGCAACCGCCUUUGAGCAAAGCAGGGCACAAGGCCAUCAAGACUCCCCGUAUGGUUUCGGGAGAGGUGGACGACGUGUUUCUUGACGUGGCGCAGUCGUACGCCCUGGGUUGGCUCACAUCGUCUUACAAGGGCCGUCGUUUGUGGUCGCAUAACGGAGGCAUAGACGGCUUCGGGGCCGAAGUCAUCUUCUUCCCGGACGAGGGCUUCGGCGUCGUCACGCUCGGUAACACGGCUUCGUCGUCCAACGCGGCUGGUCAGAUUCUCUUGUGGCAUCUCAUCGAUGAAAAGCUCGGCGUCGCGCCGGCUGACAGAUUCGAUCAUAACAAAAGGCAAGCCCCUCCUGUCCCGUCGAUGCAAUGGGAGCAGAGCAAGCAGCUCGUCGAGGGAGCGUUCGACGCAGCUCUUGAUCUAGCAUACCCCGAGAGACCCGAGAACCCGCUUCCGCCAACGCUCCCCUCGACAGCGCUGGUCGGGACAUAUUUCCAUCCCGCUUACCAGAACUUGACUCUGACCCUCAAGGAUGGCAGCAACAGCACCCAGGGAAGCUCUGUGGCGAGCCUGGUUGCCUCAACAGAAGACUCUCUUAUUCAAACCCAGUGGGAGUUCGUCCACGUUUCAGGAGACUUUUGGCUGGUGCUCCUGACUUCCCUCGCUCAGCCUGUCAAAUUCGCGAGUCGCUUCGUCCGAGCCGAGUUCUUCGUAGGCGUCAAUGGCAGCGUGGAGGCCCUUGAGAUCGACUGGCUUGAGCAAGGCAUGGUUAAGUUUUCGAAGGUCGCAUGA
Colletotrichum karsti is the source of this 1614-nucleotide messenger RNA. RefSeq names its product putative penicillin-binding protein. The record is from RefSeq and is a predicted model, not a curated record. The transcript is spliced from 3 exons. Lineage: Eukaryota; Fungi; Ascomycota; Sordariomycetes; Glomerellales; Glomerellaceae. The coding region runs from base 1 to 1614 and encodes 537 amino acids.